CUUUCUCCCCAGAAAAUGCUUGGCCUUCAAGUCAACCUUAGCCCGCUGCUGGAGCCACUUGGCUUCAUUAAGGUCCUUGAGUGGAUUUUUUCCAUCUUUGUUUUUGGCACCUGUGGAGUUUAUAAAGGUACAACUACAAUUUUAGUUUCUUGUAAAGGUGUUGUGAACAAAACAGUUACAGCUGCUUUUGCUUAUCCAUUCAGGUUGAAUACAGCUGUGUUUAGUGCACCAGAUCCGACACGAUGCAGUGGCACUUGGACUGACUUUCACCUUGUGGGCAACUUCUCCUCUUCUGCACAGUUCUUUGUUACUUUUGCAGUCUUGGUAUUCCUUUACUGUAUUGCUGCCCUUGUACUAUAUGUUGGGUACAUGCACCUGUAUCGGAACACUGGCAAAAUCCCAUUGAUUGACUUGGUUAUUACUGUCAUGGCUGCUUUUCUGUGGCUGGUCAGCACUUCAGCCUGGGCUAAGGCACUUACUGAUAUAAAAAUAUCCACCGGUCCCAGCAUUGUUCAGGAAAUUGCAUCUUGCAAAUUACCAGGAUUAACUUGUUUGUUUGCCUCUGUUACCAGCAUGGGAACUCUGAAUCUGUCUGUGGUUUUUGGAUUACUUAACAUGAUUCUGUGGGGAGGAAAUGCUUGGUUUGUAUACAAGGAGACCAGCUUGCAUAACCCAUCAAACUCCACUCCCCAAAGCUCAGGAAUCUAUCCACCAACAACAGGAAUAUAA
Messenger RNA from Emys orbicularis (European pond turtle), 729 nucleotides. RefSeq names its product synaptophysin like 1 (gene SYPL1). NCBI's taxonomy places the organism in Eukaryota, Metazoa, Chordata, Testudines, Emydidae. The transcript is spliced from 5 exons. The record is from RefSeq and is a predicted model, not a curated record. Gene Ontology annotation, cellular component: synaptic vesicle membrane; synaptic vesicle. Bases 16 to 729 code for a protein of 237 amino acids.